Pediculus humanus corporis (human body louse) is the source of this 1734-nucleotide messenger RNA. RefSeq lists its product as uncharacterized. The record is from RefSeq and is a predicted model, not a curated record. The transcript has 9 exons. The coding region runs from base 1 to 1734 and encodes 577 amino acids. Lineage: Eukaryota; Metazoa; Arthropoda; Insecta; Psocodea; Pediculidae.
AUGGGUUAUUUUGCCGAAGUAACAAAUGGACAAAAACUCGAAGACAUGGAUAUAUCGGUUCAUUGCGAUAUCACAAUUUUCGAUUGGCUAAUGAGAUGGGUUCAAAAAGAUAAUUAUUCUCAAAAACAUUGGCCCGUUUUAGAUUCUUCUAUUGUAAUUCCCGUUUUAAUGUCUUCGGCAUUUCUUCAAAUGACAUCACUUCAAGAUUAUUGUUUGGAUUACUGUAAAGCACACAUAAAUGAAAUUAUUAGAAAUUCACCUAAUUUAGGUUGCAUCAAUGAUAACGUAUUAUCUAGGUUAGCAAAUUUAUUUACAAAUUUAGAAUUGGAAGGAAUAAUUGAUAAAAAAGAUAAAAUUCAAAGUAAAUUAUUUUGUAAAAUGAUAUUGUCUUUAAGCGAACCCAUUCCCGAACAUCAAAAGGGUCAUUAUUCUUCAAUCGCAACUUUAUUUAAGUGUUCUCAAUGUUUAAAAUUAAUUUUAAAAAAUAUGUCCGGUUUGAUUCCUUGCAUACCCGCAAAUAUGACGAUAGAUCAAUAUGGAUGCACUCAUUCAACUCAUCAUUACGAUUCUUCGUGGAAUCUAAGGAAUUACGUGAGAGAUCUUAAAAACGAAUUGAAAACCUGGAGAAAAGUUUAUUGGAAAUUAUGGGGAAAUUGUCAUUUUUUAUAUUGUAAUGCAUGCGAAGAAUAUUUUCCAGUGUGUCAGAUGAAUUGGUGCAGAUUUCAUUCGGAUCCCGUACAAUAUUUUCAUUUAGAAAAUCAAAAAAGUAUUUUACAUCCGAUCGGAAGGUAUUCUUGUUGCGGUGAAAAAACUUAUAGGUUUGAAGUUAUAAAAAAAAUUUCUGGAUGUUGUUAUCGAGAUCAUGUACUUAACACGAAAACUCCAUACGAUGGAGAAAUAUUAAGAAUUUGGAAUUUAUUAAAAAACGUACUCAAUACGGAACCUCCUCCGAUAACAUCAAAUCAAAAAUACGUGAGAUCAUCUGGUAAAGAUUUUGGAGAAGGUAAAGUUCUUCCCGCCAAGGAAGAAUUUUGGUGGUGCGGAGUAAAAUUAAUUCCAAAUAAUAAAUCUUCCGGGUUUUUAAAUAAAAUGUGGGAUGAAAAAAAGAAAAGCGAUAUUAAAAUUGGUAGUGGAAAUGUAAACGAUUGUAAAAUACAAAAGUCUCAAGUUAAAGGGGAAAGCGUGAUAAAUAAUAAUUAUCAAGAGGUUUCGAGCUGUUCGAAUACAUCGGAUGAUAGUUGCACUUCUUCGGAUGAGGAUUCGGAAGAUAGUAGUCAUUCAUUGGAAAAAAUAAAAUCAAAACCUAGAAAUUCGGUAGUAGGUUAUAAUCAACGUGUCGGAUCGGAAAGGAAUGAAGAGAAUCGUUUUUGGGUACCCAGACUAUCGACGAGAAGUAAUCAAGAUAAUCAAAGGGAUUACGAAGAAAAAGCAUUGAGACAAAUCGAAUUAGCAUUGGCAAAAAAAUUAUCCGGUGAAAAUUUCAGGAGUCAUCAAAAUACAAGAAGUGCAAAUCAACAAAUUGUGCCUCCAGGAGGGAUUUACAUCAAAUUGGAACAAGCAUGGAAAGAAGCUCAUUGUUAUUCUCACGGAUGUCCCGGAAGUUCAAUAAAAGCAAGAGUUAGCUCAUCGUUUACUAAUUUCAACAACAAUAAUUCAGCUGUAACGAAAAGAUCCAAAUCAAAGGGACAUCUCAUUAUAAAAAAAUAUUCUCAAAUCGAAAAUAAAAUUACUUAA